GGAAGCUUAGUAUGCUAGUAGAAACUUUAGUAAUGGAUGAGCGGGACGGUAGCAGUGUGGAUUUGAGCAACGGCCUCGAAGAUGUCUCCAUUUCAUUUUUUUCACAUUCAGCCAAACAGACCUUUCCCCAGUUCAAGUACUCUCCAAUCAACGUUGAAGGACCAGGAUGUGGUAUCGACCCGAGUGAAGUCACACUUCCUGGAUGCUCCUGUCUUUCCCACUCGUGCCUCACCCGGAGCUGUUCCUGCCUGCAGACUCACGGAGAAGCCUACUCCAGCGAUGGCACGUUGCUGAGUUUGAACGUCCCGGACGCCAACCACAGCGUGCCAGUGUUUGAGUGCAACGCCCUUUGUUCCUGCGGUGACACUUGCACGAACCGCGUGGUGCAGAGAGGCCUGAGACUGACUUUGCAGGUCUGCAGCACCGGCAGGAGGGGGUGGGGAGUGCGCACUCUUCAGCGGAUCCCACACGGGACGUUCGUGUGCGAGUACGCAGGGGAAGUCGUCGGUUUCGAGGAGGCCAGACGUAGGCAACUUGCACAGAGACAUGAGGAAAAUAAUUACAUCAUCGCCGUACGGGAGCAUGCGGGCACAGGCUCCGUCACGGAGACGUUUGUGGACCCGACCAGUGUGGGAAACGUCGGUCGCUUUCUGAACCACUCCUGUACGCCCAACCUGUUCAUGGUGCCGGUGCGAGUGCACUCUGUGGUACCUAGACUUGCGCUGUUUGCUGGGCGGGACAUCGAUGCCCAAGAGGAACUCACGUUUGACUACUCAGGCGGCUACAGGAACCAAUCAGAUGGACAGAUGAAUGUCGCACAAACUGAUGCCGCCGUUCAGGCCAGUAGGACAGUCCAGAGGAAAGUGUGCCACUGCGGUGCCAGCAACUGUAAAAGGUUCCUUCCUUUGGAUGAAUCGAUUUUAAACGCGUAUUAAAUAUUCCCUGUCAAACGGAUGAAAUGUCAUGUUUUGAGCCACUUUGAACAUGGCACCCCACGACCCUAGUGAGGAUAGUCGACAACAUGACUUUCUUUCAUUACUUCCUGUUUAGUUGCAUCACACCAAGGGAGAAGCAAAACUCCUUGACAUUCCCAUCUGUAUCCUCUUUUGCAGCGUGGCGUGUUCUGUGCUGUCUGUCAUGCUGUCCUCACACUUGGGUUACGCUUGACACGCUUGUUACGUACGUGCCGCACGGGAAUGGGACAUGUGGAAUCAGACAUCUUUUGUAGUGCAUCAUGUCCCCGCUGUUAGCCCAUAUGUUCCCAGACGACAGGGGGCGCUGUAGGGUGUCUACGCCAUGGGUACCCAUCUCCAACCCGUCUUUCCGAAUUGGUGGGGCAUUCGUGCCUCAUCUUGGAUCACCACUUUACCAUUUAACGCCAUUUUGUGCCUCCACAUAUCGGUCUUCAACUUUUUUUUUUUUACUGCCUACUCGUCUCAAAGCAGAGUAAUAAAUUCCAUAUGACUCCAUAC
Molecule: messenger RNA, 1472 nt
Organism: Doryrhamphus excisus (bluestripe pipefish)
Lineage: Eukaryota; Metazoa; Chordata; Actinopteri; Syngnathiformes; Syngnathidae
Gene: setmar
Product: SET domain and mariner transposase fusion gene
Cellular component (GO): nucleus
Molecular function (GO): zinc ion binding; protein binding; histone methyltransferase activity
Source: RefSeq, a predicted model, not a curated record